Molecule: messenger RNA, 2878 nt
Organism: Anarrhichthys ocellatus (wolf-eel)
Lineage: Eukaryota; Metazoa; Chordata; Actinopteri; Perciformes; Anarhichadidae
Gene: tra2b
Product: transformer 2 beta homolog
Exons: 4
Coding region: 1995-2672 (225 amino acids)
Molecular function (GO): RNA binding
Source: RefSeq, a predicted model, not a curated record
UGGUAGAAAGUAGCUUAUCAUACUCAUGUGCCCGCUGCAUGCAUCGAGGAGGAGGGUUUUUAUUAUAGACCCUAGUCUAGUAGCUGCUGCAGCACACACACACGCGGUUGUAGCUAGCUAGCUGGUUAGCACCGCGGAAUUUAAAACCUGAUAUUGUAAUAUAUAUUCGGUGGCAUUAAAAAUGAGCGAUAACGGCAAAGGUUACGGCGAUCGGGUACGUAUGGUCUCUGUGACGGCUUUAUAACGUUUUAAUUGAGCUAGCGUUACUGCUGAAAUGAUAACACUAACGUUACGUUAACAGUCUUCACAUUGUGUGGACUAACGUUAGCUAGCGAGCUAGCUAGCUAGCUAGCUAGCUCCACUCUCCAGACAAAAUAUCACUGGAUUAUUUUAUGAAACAUGAACAUGUCAAUUUUAUUUUAGAUUUAUUUAUAUUAACGCUAGAUGUCUCCACGAGGGCAAGCCAAUGUAACGUUACUGUAAAUUAUAACUGCUGCUAAUACCCGUUAGCUAGCUCACUAGCUAGCUAGCUAACGCUGAUCAACGUUAGCUAGGCCGAAACCAUGUUAUUAAAACCCUAAUCGUUAAAGAAUGAGUCAUUUGGACAUUUAGCAUAACGUUGGCAAAUGUCGUUAUUUAAGCAGUCAGACGUACGAGCUGAAUAUCUUGAAUAGCUAACUGUAAUUCUACAGUGUGCAGAAACUAUAACGUCAAAGAAUACCAUUUUAUAUCGGUAUAAGGCUCAUUCUGUAUCUGAAACUUGAAUUAUGGUUUCUCUCGUAUUACUUAUGGCAACAAUAUGUCAACAAACGGCCUCAAGAUGUCUUCUUAUUAAUUUGCAUGAGGUAACUCACACGUUCAGCCCUCGUGUUGCAUAGUAGUUUUAGUAAAAGUAAAUGGUUAAUACAAGGUCACAAUGUGUUUGUGUGCGUGUCAAGAAAAUGUAUUUUUACUCCCAAGAUGUCAUGUCUGUUAUGUCUGUGCUGAUGAUGCAAGUUAACACGAUUGAUUGGCAGAAGCAUCUUGAGGUCGUUAGGGAUAAGUUAGGCCGAAUUGUUUUUGUUUUAUCACUGUUUGUGGGGUUUAAUGUUUAGUAAGUAUUAUACACAUUCAGUGGUUUGACGUACUUUAGAGGCCACUUUACAUACAUUCUUUGAACACAAUAUAUGUAUUGCAAAAGGAAUUGUAAGUUAAAAAUGUGAGGUAAACAUAGCUCAUAUUGUUUGUCAUGUGUUUGACAUUUUAAAAAACCCAACCAAGAUGCCUCUUAGAGGUUCAAAAUGAAAGUGGUCGAUAUGACAUAUCGGUAAAUAUAGAACCACUGAAUGUGAAAUAUUUAUUGAACUUGAAAUCAAAAGAUUGUGUGGUCUUAAACAUUUCCAUGCAUGUCAUAGGAUAUAAUAACACUAAGUUGAAUGAGGGUGCCGUUUUUAAUCGUAGUCAUAUAUUCUCCAUCCUUUUCUUUUUCAUAAAGGUUAAGAAGAAAGUGCGGAAGAAGUCCACUUAAUUUUCAAUAAUAUGAAGCUCUGAUGUGUGAAGCUCAAUUGUUGAGUGCAUGCUAAAACAUGAGGAGGGAAGAAGUAUGGGCAGUGUGUGAGAUGGGGGAAGUAAGAAGAAGUAAAACAAUUGAAGAAAGAAGAAUAAUGUGAAGUAAUGAAGUUACAGAAAUGAAGUCGGUAAUCUGGAUAAGGCCACAGCGCUAAGUAAUUUUCUGGUCUGUUUGUCAAAUGCGUGCAUGUUCUUGUUAUUGAAUACAACAAGCAGUUUAAAUCAUUGCAAUUUUUUUACACAACUGACAAAUUACUGUUAUUUCAUCAUGUUGCCAAUAUAAUUGAAUUGAUUUAAUGUAAUUCUGUUGCUAUCAUAUUAUCCAUGUCAACCAAAUAGCAUUUACCUGCAUUCCUAAUCCACUAUCCUGUUUUCUGUACUUUUUACAGGAUAGUCUUAAUUACUACAUAGAAUUAUUUAGGCAAAUUUCUCAGCCUGUCCUCUCAAUGACGCUGAUAAGAGGUGUGUUGGUGUGUGUGUGUGUGUGUGUGUGUGUGUGGUUCGUUCAGGAGUCUCGCUCUGCGUCCAGGAGUGUGAGUCAAAGGGGCUCCGGGAAGUCGGCAAGCCGGUCACCCGCCCGGUCACCUGCCCGCUCGAAAGAAGGCUCCCGCCACUCCCGCUCUAAAUCUCGGUCUCGGUCCAGGUCAAAAUCAGGGUCUCACUCCCAUCGGGGCUCACGGAGACACUAUAGCCGAUCUCGCUCCCGCUCGAGGUCCUAUCAUCGGCGGUCUCACAGUCGGUCCUACAGUGGAGAGCGCCGGCGCAGGAGUCACAGCCGCUCACCGAUGUCCAACCGCCGCAGGCACAUCGGCAAUCGCGCUAAUCCGGACCCAAACGGUUGCGUGGGAGUGUUUGGCCUGAGCUUGUACACCACAGAGAGGGAUCUGAGGGACGUCUUCUCUAAAUACGGCCCCCUGGCGGACGUCUCUAUCGUGUAUGACCAGCAGUCGAGGCGCUCCAGGGGCUUUGCUUUCGUCUACUUCGAGAACAACGGUGACGCUAACGAGGCAAAGGAACGAGCCAAUGGCAUGGAGCUGGAUGGUCGAAGGAUCAGAGUGGACUUCUCCAUUACAAAAAGACCUCACACCCCUACCCCUGGAAUCUACAUGGGUCGGCCCACAUAGUAAGGCGUCUUAGUGUUUGAUUCGAUUUUCUUCUCAUCUAUCAAAGAUAAAGAUGAAUACUUACACAGUUUUUUUUUUUUUAAUGCUUUAUUUAUAUAUAUUUUUUAUUUAUCAGAUAAGACAUUGAGAUAAGCCAUCUCAAGGAAAAAAUAUUUCCAGAAAGAUAAAGAAUAUUGUAAAGAAAAAACAACACUACAGCAUUCGAA